AAAAAUAGGCAAGGUACUCACUCUUGUAGUACUUGUACACUGUAGUUUGUUUUUCGACUGUCGAAGCCAAGAAAGAGAGGCACUGAACAGUGCUGGAAACGACAGUUUGGCUAAAGAGAAACUGACCUGCAACAAUCAGUCUGUGGUAUUGUGGCCUAGGACUGUCGACAUUCCUUCCCGGAUCCCUGAGGCUGUGCGUACUCUGUGCACACAUACCUGACCAUUACAUUUUUUGAUUCGUUGUUGGAGAGUGAAAAUGCCUAGGACUACUGCUGCCAUCCUUGCAGCUUUCUUUUCCUGCAUCUCACUGGGGACAGCUUUGGGCGAGGAUGUUUACAUGCGGGGUAUCAAGCCUACCAAUCCAGGCACCGCCGAAUUUCUCCAGUUAGACGAGGAGGACCUCAAGCUCACGCCGGUGUAUGGCAGCAACAUAACGUGCAAGGUGGAGCGCUCAGCGUCCGUACCAACUUCAGUUCACAAACUGCGACCAUCCGACAUCAAAGUUGUUGCCGCUCUGGGUGAUUCAGUAACAGCAGCGUUUGGAGCGCGGUCAUCCUCUCUCCUCACUAUUUGGAUUGAGUACAGGGGUAUAUCAUGGAGCAUUGGUGGCGAUCAGACUGUCGAAAAGGUGUUGACUCUGCCCAAUGUGUUGAAGCAUUUCAAUCCGGAUAUUGUUGGUUUUUCCACUGGUAAUGGCAAGAAACACACCAACCUGAAUUUGGCCAAGACCGGAGCUGUGUCAUCCGACCUGAUGCGGCAAGUGAAUCUGUUGGUGGAGGGUCUAAAGGCUGAUGAAAGUAUUGACUUUGAGAAUGACUGGAAGCUGGUGACACUGUGGAUUGGUGCAAACGACCUGUGCAAAUGGUGUGUAACACAUGAUCGGGAAUCUGCUGAGAGAGCGUACAUCAUGAAUCUCCGUGGAGCUUUGGAUUAUCUUCAAGAACAGGUGCCACGCGUGUUUGUCAACCUGGUCACCAUUAUUGACGUCACUGUGCUGUAUGAGCUGAAGACUCCGUCGUGCAGAGCAUUGCACCUGUGGGAAUGUGCUUGCGGUACUGAAGCUCCAGACAGUGUCAGGAACUCCACCAGCCAACUGGCAAAGAAAUAUCAGGCUGACAUUCAGAAACUUGUGCAAUCGGGUCGCUAUGACAAGCACGAUGACUUCACAGUUGUCCUUCAGCCAUUCUUCCAAGACUUCACUUUACCAAGAACUGCUGAUGGCAAGCCAGACUUCAGCCUGUUUGCUGUGGAUUGUUUCCACUUCAGUGGCAAGGCACACGCCACAGCUGCCAACACCCUAUGGAACAGUCUAAUAACACCUGUUGGCCAAAAGCCCACUCACUGGCGUGAACAUGAUCCUCUAUUCUGCCCAUCUGAGGCACAUCCGUAUUUGGCCACCGCUAAAAACUCCCAUGCCCCAAGGAGGAACAGCCGUCUUCCACGCAAACGUUCGCAUCGUAGUCACCAUCACCACACUGCUCCCUCGCAUGCCUUGUAGGCGUGUGUGUGUGUGUCAUGAUGAUUGUGUUCCAUACCGGUAUCCGAUAUGUACUACCAGCCCGGAAAAUAGCACAAAUCCAGAUUUUGACAUUCUGUCGUCCUGCAGACGCUAGUUUCGUAUUCACAUGAUUGCAGGCUCUAUUUUUCGUACUGCGAAGUACUGUAAAUGUAGGAAUGGUGAUUCCUCCUGGACGAGUGAGUCUUGAAUCCAGAGUCUGUCGCCGCCGCACUGUGACUAUAUUUUGAGAGUAUCCAACGCACACCAGUUCCUGGAUGGAUGCACAUCUAUUUUCAUAAAAUUUCUGGUGUACUUUUUUUGAUUUUUUUCACUUUUUGUACUAACUUGACAGCCUCCAUCCAACUCUCCU
Sycon ciliatum is the source of this 1868-nucleotide messenger RNA. RefSeq names its product phospholipase B1, membrane-associated-like. Gene Ontology annotation, molecular function: glycerophospholipase activity. Lineage: Eukaryota; Metazoa; Porifera; Calcarea; Leucosolenida; Sycettidae. Bases 257 to 1498 code for a protein of 413 amino acids. The record is from RefSeq and is a predicted model, not a curated record. The transcript is spliced from 16 exons. Gene Ontology annotation, biological process: phospholipid metabolic process.